AGCAGAUUACCAACACCUGCAGAGCAGUCUCAGUUGAUCAUUUCUCUUCUCUUCUCUUCUCUUCGCGUCUCUCUGUCUAUGAACUCCCGCCAUUAAUCCAACCUUCGGAUUCUCACCCCUAACCAUGAAUCAGUUCUCUUCCUAACCUCCAAAUUUAAAAGUCACAGAACUUCUCUCUCAAAAUACACCGGCAUUAUCCAAUGAUCACCGUUACUCUCGCGCCGUGAUCAAUCCGUGACCUGUCGAUCAGAUCAAAUCUCGGGAAUUCUCUUCAUUCUCGUGCAAUGUCUUGGGGAUUAGGCUGGAAACGACCGUCGGAGAUCUUCCGUUUAACGCUCAACUAUGGGGCGGAGGAAUCCGAGGAAGAUCUUAACCGUUUGUCAACAUCUACAUCAUCGGGCUCAGUAUCUUCAUCUUCUCCGUCGUCACCUUUGUCUCCGCCUCGAGAUCAAGAGCUUGGAUUUCGGAUUGAUUUGGAUUGGACGGCUGCCGAUGACGAGGACCAGGUGGCUUUGAGGUUGCAGUCGCAGUUGAUGGUGGCGUUGCCUUUGCCACAAGAUUGUGUGACAGUGGAUUUGAAUAGUAAGACGGAGGAGGGUGAGGAAGGGAAUGUGGGGGUGGAGAUGAAGGUUGUCAAGCGGAGGGAGCCAUUGCGAGGGAUGACGAUGAGUAAGGCUGGGUCUGGACAGCAGAGCGAUGGGGUUGGGGUUUUGACAAGGUUACUGAGGUCCAACUUGGCUACUGAUGGUGGUGGAGUUGGGGAUGGUUCCGGGUUGGGUUAUGGCGACCAUUGGCAGAACGUCACCUUGCUAAGCCUCUGUGGGUGUGGUCUAUCGGUAUUACCAGCGGAGUUAAUUGGAUUGCCACUCCUUGAGAAGCUUUAUCUUGAUAACAAUAGGCUUUCAGUUUUGCCACCAGAGCUUGGUGAACUGAAAAAUUUGAAAGUUCUCAGCGUUGACUACAACACACUGGUUUCAGUUCCUGUUGAACUGAGGCAGUGUGUAGGACUGGUGGAAUUGUCUCUGGAACACAACAAGCUUGUUCGACCUCUUCUCGAUUUCAGGGCUAUGGCUGAGCUACAAAUUCUUAGGCUAUUUGGUAAUCCUCUGGAAUUCCUUCCUGAAAUUCUUCCCCUGCGCAAACUUCGCCACUUUUCUCUGGCUAACGUAAGGAUUGUAGCUGAUGAGAAUUUAAGAUCAGUGAAUGUACAGAUAGAGAUGGAGAACAGUUCUUAUUUUGGUGCAUCAAGACACAAGCUGAGUGCCUUCUUCUCUCUUUUAUUUCGUUUUUCUUCUUGUCAUCACCCUUUGCUGGCAUCAGCUCUGGCAAAGAUAAUGCAAGAUCAAGGAAACCGUGCUGUUGUCGGUAAAGAUGAGAAUGCAGUGCGGCAACUUAUUAGCAUGAUAAGUAGUGAUAACCAACAUGUGGUCGAACAAGCAUGCUCUGCCCUGUCAACUCUUGCCGGAGAUGUUUCUGUUGCAAUACAGUUGAUGAAAUGCGACAUAAUGCAACCUAUUGAAACAGUGCUGAAAUCGGUUGCACAUGAGGAAGUAAUUUCUGUGUUACAAGUUGUGGCCACCUUGGGCUUUACUUCUGAUACUGUAGCUCAGAAAAUUUUGACCAAGGAUUUGUUGAAAUCAUUAAAACUAUUAUGUGCACAUAAAAACCCAGAGGUGCAAAGAUUAGCUUUAUUGGCAGUUGGAAAUUUGGCCUUCUGCUUGGAGAAUCGCCGAAUAUUGGUUACCUCUGAAAGUCUACGGGACCUUCUGAUGAGGUUGACGGUUACAUCUGAACCACGUGUGAAUAAAGCAGCUGCUCGUGCUUUGGCAAUUCUUGGAGAGAAUGAAAAUAUGCGGCGUGCCAUUAGAGGAAGACAAGUUGCAAAGCAAGGUCUGCGCAUACUCUCAAUGGAUGGAGGUGGUAUGAAAGGCCUAGCAACAGUGCAGAUCCUUAAAGCAAUUGAAAAGGGAACUGGAAAACGUAUACAUGAAUUGUUUGACCUUAUAUGUGGCACAUCAACGGGCGGGAUGCUAGCUGUUGCUCUUGGUAUCAAGCUGAUGACAUUGGAUCACUGCGAAGAAAUAUAUAAAAAUCUUGGAAAACUUGUCUUUGCUGAACCUACACCCAAGGAUAAUGAAGCUGCAAGUUGGAGAGAGAAGUUGGAUCAGCUUUAUAAAAGUUCAUCGCAAAGUUUUAGAGUUGUGGUACACGGAUCUAAACACAGUGCAGAUCAGUUUGAGAGGUUGUUAAAGGAAAUGUGUGCGGAUGAGGAUGGAGACCUAUUAAUAGAGUCUGCAGUAAAAAACAUACCUAAAGUUUUUGUUGUAUCAACUUUGGUUAAUGUGAUGCCGGCUCAACCAUUCAUUUUCCGCAACUAUCAGUAUCCAGCUGGAACGCCUGAAGUGCCUUUUGCAAUUUCAGAAAGUUCAGGUGUGACAGUGUUAGGAUCACCAACAACUGGAGCUCAAGUUGGCUAUAAACGCAGUGCUUUUAUUGGGAGCUGCAAACAUCAUGUUUGGCAAGCUAUAAGAGCAUCAUCUGCCGCCCCAUAUUAUCUUGAUGAUUUUUCAGAUGAUAUAUACCGCUGGCAAGAUGGUGCUAUAGUGGCAAAUAAUCCUACCAUCUUUGCCAUAAGGGAAGCACAACUUCUGUGGCCUGAUACAAAAAUUGACUGCUUGGUUUCAAUUGGCUGUGGUUCUGUUCCAACAAAGUUGAGGAAAGGUGGUUGGCGUUAUCUGGACACUGGGCAAGUGUUGAUUGAGAGUGCAUGUUCAGUGGAUCGAGUGGAGGAAGCUUUGAGCACGCUGCUACCCAUGCUUCCUGAAAUACAAUAUUUUCGUUUUAAUCCAGUUGAUGAACGUUGUGAUAUGGAGCUGGAUGAGACUGAUCCAGCAGUCUGGCUGAAGUUGGAAGCUGCAGUUGAGGAAUAUAUCCAUUCUAAUUCAGAAGCCUUAAAGAAUGUUUGUGAGAGACUACUAAUGUCCAAUAAGCAUGAUGAUAAGUUAUUAGAGAAUUUGAAAAAUCAGCAAUUCCCAAAGGCAAAGGUGUUAUAUACAGAUGAGAAUGGUGCGUCUUUGGGUUGGAGGCGUAAUGUGCUACUUGUUGAAGCUUUGCAUAGUCCAGAUUCAGGAAGAGUUAUGCACCAUGCUCGGGCACUUGAAUCUUUUUGCAGCCGUAACGGAAUUAGAUUGUCUCUUAUGCUUGGGACAUCUGGAGUCACAAAGCCAGCGCCAGCAACAGCAUUCCCAUCACCAUUUACUUCACCUCUGAUUACUGGAAGCUUCCCUUCUAGUCCACUUAUAUACAGUCCUGAUUUUGGGCCCCAAAAGGUUGGCCGAAUCGACAUGGUUCCGCCUUUGAGCUUGGAUGGAUUUCAAUCUGGAAAGAAUGCUACAUCACCCCCCAUGUCUCCUUCAGGGCGUAGACAGUUAUCUUUACCUGUUCGGUCAUUGCAUGAAAAGUUGCAGAAUACUCCUCAAGUAGGAAUUAUACAUCUGGCCCUUCAAAAUGACUUGUUUGGUUCAAUACUAAGUUGGCAGAAUGAUGUAUUUGUUGUUGCCGAACCUGGAGAUCUUGCAGAUAAGUUUCUCCAAAGUGUCAAAUUGAGCUUGUUAACUAUGGUGCGUGGCCGCCGCAGGAAGGUCACAUCACUUCUUGCUAAUAUUUCAACAGUUUCUGAUCUGGUUCGGUAUAGACCAUACUUCCAAGUCGGAAAUGUUGUCCAUCGUUAUAUAGGACGACAGACACAGGUUAUGGAGGAUGACCAGGAAAUUGGGGCAUAUAUGUUUCGUAGAACAGUUCCUUCAAUGCACUUAACACCUGAUGAUGUUCGCUGGAUGGUUGGAGCUUGGAGGGACAGGAUCAUAAUAUGCACAGGGACAUAUGGACCUACUCCAACUUUAAUUAAGGCCUUUCUGGAUUCUGGUGCAAAAGCUGUUAUAUGCCCUUCUGCCGAACCCCUAGAAAUUCCGGUGACAUCUGCCCAUGGGUCAGGAGAUUUCCAUUUUCUGGAGAAUGGGAGGUUUGAGAUUGGAGAGGAAGAGGCAGAGGAUGAAGAGGCAGAGCCAGUCAGUCCAACAAGUGAUUGGGAAGAUAGCGAUCCUGAGAAGACUGGGGAGCGUUCAAUGGGUUUUUGGGAUGAUGAUGAAGAGGAAUUAUCAGAGUUUGUUAGUAAGUUGUAUGAUAAAUUGUUUCGAGAAGGGGCAAGGAUAGAUGUGGCUCUACAAAGUGCUCUUGCUUCACAUAGGAGGAUGAGGUAUUCUUUCCAUCUUCCCAGUAUACAAUAACUAGUUUGAACAAUACAUACAAGAAAAUGAAAAUUAAAGACAUGUUAUAGAGGGGAACCAAAAAGGGGAAAAAAAAAGGGGGGGGAUGAAUGAGAAUAUAUGAGUUCAUGAAUAAUUAGAGUGAGUGCGGGAGAGAAUGUUUCCAAUUUUGAGGCUGAAGUAAUACAUCUAUGUUCUUUGUUGUUCAUUACAGAACACAAGUAAAUAGCAUAUACCAUGUAACAGAUCCUGCUGUCUAUUUUCAUUGAACUGUUCGAACAAAAUGAAACUUGUACUCUCAUUGAGUAUAUCAGCCUUAAAUCUCUAAUACUUCUUCUUA
Molecule: messenger RNA, 4605 nt
Organism: Manihot esculenta (cassava)
Lineage: Eukaryota; Viridiplantae; Streptophyta; Magnoliopsida; Malpighiales; Euphorbiaceae
Product: phospholipase A I
Exons: 18
Coding region: 285-4286 (1333 amino acids)
Biological process (GO): fatty acid metabolic process
Cellular component (GO): membrane
Molecular function (GO): protein binding; glycerophospholipase activity
Source: RefSeq, a predicted model, not a curated record